UCCCAUCCAGCCCCGGCAAAAAAUCGGGAAGCCUCUCACCAAAGCUAUAUAUUCGGGAAUCCUAGUGAUCAUUAUAGAAUCACGGUGGCAAAUAUGUUUGUACGUCGUUGUUGCGGCAUUCAACGUCGAUUAGGUUGGCGAUCAAUUCAUUUGUCACAACGAAACUUCUCAUUGCAACCUUUGAAAAAACCAAGCUCUGCAUCUAAACAAGUAACUGAAGAAGAAUUCGUUGACCAUUCAGAAAGUCCUCGGGAUCUUAUAUUGAAAGUUAUGAGCACCGUACCUAGCCAGAGGGAAUUGAGACAUUUCUUGAAACGAUAUGUACCGCAAGACGAUUCUGGAAAUAACACAAACCUUACAAUUAACGAGGACAAGCAGAAACUAGCACAGAAAAGGCAACGUUCGACAAAUGCAAUUGUGGAUGCCCUGUUUGAAGGCGAUACCGAGAGAGUAGCCCUCACCAAGGUCCAGGGUCCGUUUGCGAAAAGAGGCUGGAAUGCCGUUGCAUCCACUCUCAUCAAGCUCAAGCGGUUGGGAUUGACAUCCAUAAUUGUGCUGGACAGUGUGGAAUGGCGUAAAACGCUGAGUAAAGGAGAACUUCGAAAUAGGAUGUUCCUUGAAAGUAUGGCUCUUGUAGAAUCGAUUGAACGCCAAGGCGGUAGAGCCCGAGCGUUUCAUGUUGGGGUUUUCGAGCUCUCUGGACAAAAAAUGAACGCUCAUGUCGACAUGAUCCAGUCAAGUUUGGAUAACAAUCAUUUGCCAGUUAUCAUACCCAUAAUAUCAGCGGAGGAUGGUGCCCAAAAUCCUAUCACAGCAGAUGAAGCAAUGAUUACACUUUCCGAAAAGCUUCGAGCAAAGAAAGGCUACAGUGGCAAAAAUCUCACUCCAGCCAAGAUCGUUGUGAUUAACCAUGAAGGUGGCAUUCCCAAUCAUGAGAGUCCCGGCACAGCCCAUAGUUUAAUUAACAUCGAGGAAGAAUAUAGUGGUAUCCUCAAAGCGUACGAAGCUAACCCCAGCUGGCACGAAACCCAUCCUACAGCCAUAGAAAACUUGGCAAUGAUACAAAGCUGUCUUGAAAAUCUACCAAGUACUUCAUCAGCUAUCAUUACACCAGUGGCUUCCUUGCCUUCAGCACUUAUCACCAAUCUCAUUACGGAUAAGCCGCUUUAUUCAUCCUCACUUCCUGUCAAAUCUACACCAUUAACAAGCAGACACCUGUCUAUCAAUACCUCUCGCACAACUGUUUUGCGCCAUGGCACUUCGAUCCAUUAUCACAAAUCAAUUGAUACCCUCGACUUGGAUAAGCUGACGGUUUUAAUGGAAGCCAGUUUCAGAAAGAAGUUGGAUAGAGACGCAUACUAUGAUCGAUUAGGCAAUGUACUUGAUGGAGCAAUCAUCGCAGGCGACUACGAGGGUGCUGUUUUAGUUACAAACGAAAGUUCAAAUGACGGAUCCUUACAGUGCAGCUACCUUGACAAAUUUGCCAUUGCGCCGCAAAGCCAAGGCAUAGGAUUGACAGACAUUUUAUGGAAAAAGAUGUAUGAUGCUUGGCCGGAACUGAUGUGGCGAAGCCGAAAGGAUAACGGAGUGAACAAAUGGUAUUUCGAGCGCUCAGACGGAUUUUUGAGGCUACCGAAUUCUAAUUGGGUGAUGUUCUGGUAUGGCGCCAACAUGUACCGACAAGCAAGCGAACUGAGCUCUAUUACUCGUAAUAUCACGGCAUCCUUCUCUUCUUCGCCAACUGAUUGAGAUAUCAAAGCGCUUGGCGACUGUAGCAGACAUAGACGAGCGAAAAGGUGUAACAGUUGAUGUUUA
This is a messenger RNA of Umbelopsis ramanniana AG, 1815 nucleotides long. RefSeq lists its product as uncharacterized. Gene Ontology annotation, biological process: L-arginine biosynthetic process. Lineage: Eukaryota; Fungi; Mucoromycota; Umbelopsidomycetes; Umbelopsidales; Umbelopsidaceae. Gene Ontology annotation, molecular function: arginine binding; L-glutamate N-acetyltransferase activity, acting on acetyl-CoA as donor. The transcript has 3 exons. The record is from RefSeq and is a predicted model, not a curated record. The coding region runs from base 94 to 1749 and encodes 551 amino acids. Gene Ontology annotation, cellular component: mitochondrial matrix.